Molecule: messenger RNA, 1818 nt
Organism: Puccinia triticina
Lineage: Eukaryota; Fungi; Basidiomycota; Pucciniomycetes; Pucciniales; Pucciniaceae
Exons: 17
Coding region: 1-1818 (605 amino acids)
Biological process (GO): fungal-type cell wall organization; (1->6)-beta-D-glucan biosynthetic process
Cellular component (GO): endoplasmic reticulum membrane; plasma membrane
Molecular function (GO): glucosidase activity
Source: RefSeq, a predicted model, not a curated record
AUGGCUUCUCCUUAUUCUCAUGAAGAUCAAUUCUAUGCCGAAGUGCCACUACGGAGGAAUCGACCUUCAAGCACCAGUUCCUAUUCACCUUAUUUCAUGAGCCAUCAGUCGCCGACCGCAGGCGGGGGAUCUUCUGAGCCAUCAUUCGGGCAAGGCCGCUACGAUUGGGUUCACAAUGGAACCCAAAAUUCCAGACAUCCUGGCAGUCAUCUCAGCAAAGCCUCCUCCGAUAGAAUGGCUGAAAGCUAUUCAUCUGAGACGCCGGAAAACGCUGCAAGAUAUUCCUAUGGGGCUGCUGACUUGGGCUUCUUGACCGAAGAAUUACUCUCUCCCGGACCAGCAGACGAGAUGCAUGCGUACGAGAAAAAGACACCCCGCUUCGGUCCCAGUCGGUACAUAUUGGAAUCAUCCGGCAGCUUCACUAUGUGGUCAUCGAGAGGUUGGGCCAACAUAUGCGCCCUGAUGAUAUUAAUCGGAGGCUUGGUUAUGCUAUUCGCAGGAUGGCCGAUUCUCUCCUACUUCAAAGAGCACACCUUCAGGGAUUUAGUAUCUGGAGGAAGAAACAACUUGGGUGGCUAUAUGCGAGCCCCCACUAUCCCUGGCAUGCGGGAGCUCAUUGAUCCUGACACGCCGCGCGAGGCCAAAUCUAGAGUUGGAGCUGAUGGGGAAGAAUACGAGCUUGUGUUCAGUGAUGAGUUUAAUGUCGAUGGCCGCACGUUUUGGAAAGGCGAUGAUCCUUUCUGGGAGGCCGCUGAUCAGCAUUAUUGGCCAACCGGCGAUCGAGAAUGGUAUGAUCCUGAUGGUGCCAGGACAGAGGGCGGUUCAUUGGUUAUCACAAUCACCAAAAUGGAUCCCAAUAUCAAUCACAACCUCGAAUACCGUAGCGGCAUGCUGACAAGCUGGAACAAACUGUGUUUUACGGGUGGAUACAUGGAAACCGGCAUCAUCAUGCCAGGUCGCCAUGACAUCGGUGGAUUUUGGCCUGCCGUCUGGACGAUGGGCAAUCUCGCAAGACCUGGCUUUGGUGCUACUACUGACGGUACAUGGCCGUUCAGCUAUGACACUUGCGAUGUUGGGGCAAUGCCGAAUCAAACACAUCCGAAAACCGGCGAACCUGGCACUACAGUUUUGACAUCUGAAGUUGGAGAUCUCUCCUGGCAACCUGGUCAGAAGCUUAGUCGCUGUACUUGCGCUGGGGAAGAUCAUCCAGGCCCUAAACUGUCUGAUGGCACAUAUAGAGGUCGUUCUUCCCCGGAAAUAGAUAUGAUUGAAGCUUAUUCUUAUGAAAAGACCGCGACGGCGUAUGGAUCCCAAUCCCUCCAACUCGCGCCAUAUGAUGACAAAAGAACCUGGAACGCUAAACUCGGCUCAACUUAUAGCAUCUACCCCGAAUCAGGUUUCAGAACCAACGUGAAUCCUUAUCACGGCGGCAAUCGUCAACAAACUCUCUCUUCUCUUGCUACUAUACCACCAUCCAAUUUCGAACUCGACGGAAACCAAUCGAUGCCAUAUGGACUCGAAUGGGCACCUGAUCAGGAGAAUUCUCACAUAACUUGGAGUCUUAAUCAAAAAGCAACUUGGACUUUGAACUCGACCGCCUUGCAACCUAAUGCGCGCAGUAUGGUCGGCCAGAGAUUAAUUUCUAACGAACCGAUGUACAUGAUUCUGAAUCUGGGACUCAGUGACACUUUUGUGCCGGUGAAUGAAGCCCAACUGACAUUUCCAGCACACAUGCGAUUUGAUUAUGUUCGAUUUUACCAGCGCAAAGGGCACAAAAAUGUUGGCUGUAGUCCAAAAGAUUAUCCAACCGAGAAAUAG